GCGGCACUCAGCGGCCGGGUGAGCGGUAGCUGCGGGGCCAUGAGGCUGGCGGAGGGGCGCUUCGGCCGGGCGCUCCUUCCCCCUCCGCAGCGAGCGUAGCAGAGCCGUCCCUUCCCCCUCCGCGGCCAUUGAUGCCGCUGCCGUUGGGCGGCGGUGGCGCGCGCCGCAGAGGGGCCGUUUGAUUCCGGGCCGAGGCCUGGGGCUGCCCCCAGUAUGCGAUGGGGAACUGCUGGGCGCAGUGGUGCUGCGGCCUCUUCCUGCGGAGAGAAGCGGGGCGGACCCAGCGAGGCGGAGGAUCAAAGUAUUUUAGAACAUGUUCAACUGGAGAACACUUCACUAUUGAGUUUGAGAAUCUAGUGGAAAGUGAUGAGGGAGAAAGCCCAGGAAGUAGUCAUAGACCUCUGACGGAGGAAGAAAUUGCUCAUCUGAGAGAGAGACAUUAUGAUUCCAUUGCUGAAAAACAGAGAGCAUUUGAUAUGAAACUUCAGUCAGAGUUAGCCUUACAAGAGGAGAAGUUAAGAAUAGAAGAAGAGGCUUUAUAUGCUGCACAACGUGAAGCAGCCAGGGCAGCAAAGCAGAAAAAGCUCUUGGAGCCAUAUAGACUACAGAGGAUUAUGCAGCCAGCACCAGCAGCUAAUAAUGGAGAAUAUCAAAGCUCAGUGGCAGAGGAGGAGUUUGAUUGUUCUUUGAGAAAUAUAAAGCUCCACUAUGAAGCUUUUCGAAGUAGCAGACUUUCAUCUGAUGCUACCAUUCUGACACCAAACACGGAGAGCAGCUGUGACUUAAUGACCAAAACAAAAUCAACAAGUGGAAAUGAUGACAGCACUUCACUAGAUCUAGAGUGGGAAGAUGAAGAAGGCAUAAACAGAAUGAUUCCAAUAAGAGAGCGCUCUAAAACAGAAGAAGAUAUACUCCAAGCAGCGCUAAAAUUUAGCAGCAAGAAGACAGGAAGUAAUCCAACCUCAGCUUCUGAUGAUUCAAAUGGUUUGGAGUGGGAGAAUGAUUUUGUUAGUGCUGAGAUGGAUGAUAAUGGCAAUUCAGAGUAUGCUGGAUUUGUGAAUCCUGUAAUAGAACUGUCUGUGUCAGACAUAAAUAAACUCGAUGCUGAUCAACAAGACAGGUUUGGAAGAAAGAGAUCCUAAAACAGAGUUCCUGUGGCUAUAUUAACACAAAACAGUACAUUGAACUUUUCAAGCUUUCCUGUGCUCUGUAACUGGAUAGUUACCAUCACUGAUAUGGGCUGAAACUUAAGCAGCAAUUACUGCUGACCUUGUGGAAUCUGAUGCAUAUUCUUCCCUUACGUUUUGAUUAUGAAUUAUGUAAAACAAAAACUAACUGGAGAGACUGUGUAAAACACAACUGUAAUAAAUGUGUUUUUUCCCAAGCUUGCAGUAAAGCUUUACUCUCCUCAUGUAAAUUGUGUGUUCCUCUCUAGCAUCUUUCUGAAUAAGGAUUUUCAUGUGUGGCUCUUUAUUUUUAGAAUAAAGGCAAUGCACUUCCUCCAAGUUACAAAAAGCUACAUCAUCAGAAAUAACUAUAUAUUAUCUAAAGUGUGUAACCCAUUUAGAUAUGAGUCCCUAUAAUGUGGUAGGGUCAUGGUAGUUUGAUCUUCCUCAUGACUUUUAUCUAAAAUUAAAACACCAGACACUUUGACUAAAUAUGCACAUACAGUGACACUUUAGGAAACCGCUAAAUCUUUUAAUGUAUUUAACAUUCCAUUUCUUAAUUUAAGUUAUAACUAUGUUGGAAAUAUUUUAACGUAAUAUCUACAUUUGCAAUGCCUGUAAUGUUUUUUUAAAAUUUGUACACAUCAAAUGUAUAUUUUUGUUUUGGUGUAAGCAACUACUGUGUAAUUUUUUUUCUUGACAUAUUCAUAUUCUAAGGAAAGGCAACUUCCUCAAUCUGUAAAUAAACUUUUUUUUACUUGAAAACUAA
Gopherus evgoodei (Goodes thornscrub tortoise) is the source of this 1935-nucleotide messenger RNA. RefSeq names its product adaptor related protein complex 1 associated regulatory protein (gene AP1AR). The transcript is spliced from 11 exons. The record is from RefSeq and is a predicted model, not a curated record. Bases 219 to 1142 code for a protein of 307 amino acids. Gene Ontology annotation, molecular function: AP-1 adaptor complex binding. Gene Ontology annotation, biological process: regulation of Arp2/3 complex-mediated actin nucleation; negative regulation of substrate adhesion-dependent cell spreading; negative regulation of cell motility. NCBI's taxonomy places the organism in Eukaryota, Metazoa, Chordata, Testudines, Testudinidae.